AAUUGACCUAGCAUCGGCGAUAGUAUGCACGUUAUCCCAUCAUAUGUGCAUCCCAUAUCCCUUUUUCGCGAAUUGUACAUCGUAGAAACUUGGUACGUCUGUGGUUUGCUAACGGCAUUUAAUGUCUCUGACAGUGUGGCAGCGUCUGUGUCUUUGAAUCCAGUAGUUGGCAGUACAUAAUCUAUGUACUCUUGUCAAUCCUUCCACAUUCCAGUUCAUUAUCUUUAUGUGCGAUGCUUUGCAUGAAUUAUUCAAGUUCGAUUCGUCGGUAUCCAGGGGGGCGGCGAAAGAAGCCUUGUUGCACCAUUAUUCCCUCCGGCCAGAGUUCUGCCCUCUAUAUUUCCUCUAGAUAUUAGAAGGGGACUGCUGAUUUAAAUGCUAUGCUCUGUCCCUUUGUUAGGAGUUAUUCAUAUGAUAUUUCUUUCUGAAUGCCGUUUUUGGUCAGGUAGUCUUCCACAAUCUCCUCUGUUACCGUGUGUCUAAGGUGUCCUACGUAAAAUCAUGUUUCUCGUGCUUCUGGCGUCAUUUCCGUGUCGGAUAUUUUCUUCGUACCAAUUCUCUUCCAUUCAGGCAUAUUCCGGCCGGAUUUGGAAUUAGUAGUGUCUCCCCCCUCCCGCGUUGUGUUUUGUCGUUCAUCCUACGAGGGCAGCAGUGAGGUAAAUCGUAAGGCAGAUCGCGAGAAUUAACAUGAAGUUCCUCUCCCCUACUCAGGACUCGUUCAAAGAAUCAUACAGUAAGUUGAAUAUGUCAAAACGUAAUUUUUCGUUUCAACGGGUGCUGUUGUUGACUCUUCUUUUUGAUUUGAGAAUCGGUGUACUUCACUUUUGCAAUAUACUGUUGAGGUGUGAUUGACACAGAAGAAUGACGGAUUGAAAUGCAAUGACGUGUGAAAAUAGGGCUCAUUGAAUGCCAUGAAUGACGUGAAAUUUGUUUUCGGAAGAAGAUAUUAAUAAGGAGACGAACAGAUUCUUUGGACGUUGGCCCUAGUAAUGGAGAAAUUUGCAGUUGAUCUUGAUCGUGUAUUGGAUGAAUUUGAAUAUAAUGAAGUGAAGGAAAAUGGUGGUGUAUGUGCUAAUCUGUUGGAAGUUACUGUCAAGAAGGUGAAGCAAACAAAAAGUUCAAGAAUUGCCAUAACGAAUUUAGAUUUGGAGAUGUACAGUGGAGGUAUGGAUGAAGGCAUGGAUCUUCAAUAUUCGAUGCAAUAUUGUGCAGAACAAAUGGCUCGCCGGGACCGCAGACAAUAUGAAUCUUAUUCAUCGGAGGAGAUAGCACAUAGCAAAUCUCCAAUCUGCAGCCAUGAAGAACUGCAAGAUGAGGAAUUAAGGGAAAGUAAAUCUCUACCGACUGAAUAUCCUACUCGAAUUGUUAAUAAAGAUUCAUUGCUCAAUAAAAAAAUUGAUGACAGAUUGUUGCAUUAUGAUGUGGAACAGAGGAACCUGAACGAGUCACAUCCCAAACGUCAUUCGUCGAAGUAUCCAAAUAUAAAUAAAACAAAUGAUGUGUUGGAUGAGUCUAGAAAUUCACUGCACAGCAAACUAAAUGUGAAUAGGGUAUUUUCAUGCCUGAAUGAAUAUAUAAAUACUGGCAGUGUUUCUUUUCACAUUAAUAAAAGUAACUAUGGCUAUUGUGAAGAAAACCAAACAGAUUCUGUCAACAAUAGUUCUCCUCCACGCUCUACAGACGACACGAGCAUGUCACAGAGUUCUGAAACCAGAAGAAAUGAAAAUCAGAGUACAGAGCAAAUUGCCUGUAACAAAAGUUCCCAACAGCAAUCCAGCCAGAAAUAUAUUCCGUGUGUAUUGGACCAUCAGUAUGACAUGAUUUCAUUCGACGCAGAAAUUAAACCCGUAUCCAGUUCAGUCGCCGCCAAUGCUGACGAUGUAGAUACGCGCUAUCAUUCGCUGGCGCUGUUCAAGCAAGCUCGCCGCAACGGACAGCCCCGCGACUGGAGAGUUUCAGCGAGGACGCGUAGCAACGCACGGGAGACCUGCGAGUGUGCGGAGCGAUGUGGCACGAGCGGUGAUCGUGUACCUGCUGGAGGGAGGCAGGCGAUGGACGCUCCUAAAGUCUCGGAUAAUGAAGCGAAUGACGAAGAGUUGCUUCGGAAGACUCUUGAAUGCUUAUAUUGGCAAGGUGAUGCCGAUGUUCGUUCUGUAUCACCAGGGGAGGAAUCAGGUUCACAAGUUGAAGUCCUCAAAGCAGGUGAAAUUCUUGAAGAAAAUUCAACAGGGGAAUCAAAAAAUGAGUUCCAACCAUCCAACGAACUUUCGCAACAAGGGCCGUGUUCUGUGGAGCAGAAUAAAAAUAGUGAAGACACAAUCAAAGUAGGAGAAGAAUUUCAAGAUGUAUCAUCGAACAUGCCAACGAAAAAAGAUUCAGAGAAUAUUAAUCGAUUAGAGCCUUCAGUGUUUCCAGUAGUUUAUGAAGACGAAGAAUUUAGUGACGAAUUCUUAAAUAUGUAUCUUAAUAGCCUGGAAUCAUGUGAUACUUAUUUUUCAUUGGACCGAAUUACGAACGAAGGAGCUGCUGAUAUAGAUGUAAAGAAACGCCUCGAGUGUGAUAUCCAUACAAAUCCAAUUAGUCCUACACUCUCAGAUCUGCCCAGCCCUACCUAUAAAUAUUCUUCCUCUUCUGAUAUAUUAGUCACUGAAUGUACGCUUAGCACAACAGCUCAAAAUAUAUCUUCUGAAGUGCACGCAAGCGAGUCUUCAACUCCUGAUGUUGGCUUUCACAACAUUGUUCCUUGUACUAUUCCAGAUCUUGAUUUCUCAAUCUCUCCUGGCGGCGUCAAUACCACUUCCAUCGCUACCACUUCAUCUUCUUCAUCCAUUGUCACCGUCACUGCUGCCACUAACCCUAUCGUCUCCUCCGUCGCCACUUUCCCCUCCGCCCCCACUGCUAUUGCCGUCUCCGUUGCAACUGUAACCAGUACCAACUCAGCACCUGCUGCUGCAACUCCUGCUACUGCUACUGCUGCUAUUACUUCCACCGCUGCCACUAGUAGUACGGCCACUGCUACUACUGAUACUGCUGCAACUACUAAUGCAACGGCAACUGGUACUAUUGUCACUGUGUCUACUGCCCACGAUGUUACUGCCACUACUGCUGCUGCUGCUGCUGCUGCUGCUGCUGCUGCUGCUGCUGCUGCUGCUGACCCUACCACUGCUACUAAUACUAGUAUUGCUUCUUCUAAUGCUACUACUGAUACUAUUUCUUCUUCUUCUUCUGCUACUAAUACUAAUACUACUACUGCUGCUGCUGCUGCAGCUAGUAGUAGUAGAAGUGUUACUACUUCUUUUAUUGCCCCCUUUCCUACUACUAAUACUGCUGCUACUACUACUAAUAAUAAUCUUACUAUUACAGCUGCUUCUACUACCGUUAUUACGGGUAUUACUACCACCACCCCCACCACCACUGCCACUGCUACUGCCUCUACCACUGCCACUGCCACUAACACUACUACUAUGGCUGCUGCUACUACUACCGGUGCAGCUGCUGCUAAUGCUAUAGAUACCAUUCCACUACCUAUUUCUGCCACUACUGCUACUACCACCACCACCACAACCACUGUUGCUGCAGCUCCUACUACCACCAUUACGGCUGCUGCUACUACUACCAUUACGGCUGAUAGUGCUGCUGCUGUUCCUCCUACUACUAAUAAUAAUACUACCAACACCGCCAUUGUUGGCACGACUGAGACUGAUGCUGCUACUACUUGUCAUUCUACUACUUCUGCUAUUACUACCAGUAAUAAUACUGCAAAUAUGACUACUAGUACUACUAAUACGAUUACUACCAAGACUACUACAAACGCUAAUAUUACUACUACUUCUACUACUACAACUACUGUUGCUGCUGCUACUUCUGCUUCUACCACUACUGCUGCUAGUACCACUACUGCUGCUACUACCACUACUACUACUACUGCUGCUACUACCACUACUACUGCUGCUACUACCACUACUACUGCUGCUACUACCACUACUACUUCUGCUGCUACUACCUCUUCUUCUGCUGCUUCCAUUUCUACCAUUGUUGGAACUAGUAAUACUAUUGACGCUAAUUUUAAAAAUGUUGACGAAACACCUGCAACAUUUGAUUCAAGUAAGGGUUCGGCUGUUGAAUCUGACUGUAAAAAUUCUGUUACAGUUUCUGUGUUAAAUAUGAAUUAUAUAAAUGAUACUUCCGUUGCCCCAAUAGCUACUUCGUAUCUUUCCUCUAUUCCGCUUGUAGAAUCUGCGGAUAAUCUCCACAACACAUCAGUUCUCAAUGCUUUAGAAAACUGUUCUGCUACUACUUGUAAUGUUCGGGACGUGGAGGUUUCUGAGCCCUCUACAUCUUCAGUUUCUACAGAAUUAUGUGUACGCCCUACAGGCGAUACUUCUGCUAAUCAUGCAUAUCCACCCAGUUCCAAUACCUCGCAUCACACUUUCGAAGAUUCAAGUUGUCUUUCCUUGGAGAAUUGUAGUGGUGGUACGUCACUGAAGAACCAACCAGAAAAUGCAAAGAAAGAGAGUAAACAUUUCCUGAGAGAUCGUCCUUCAGAAUCUGUUACAGAUCCAUUCGUGGAGAAAAUGGAUACGGCAGCUGAUGGAUUAGGGUUGACUCUGGAAAGUGGCGUAUCUUCGACAGCUGGCGAUGAUCACGUUCUUUCGUCGCCAGACACGUCAGAAGCUUCGUCUAGCGAGCUUACUCUACAACAUAUUUUGGCAUCUGAAGUUGAAACUUCCAGUAAUGAGGUUGGAUGUACGUCUGACGAACAUAGCAAACUUGGACGAAUUCCUCCCAUGUGGGUUCCAGAUGACAAGGCACCUACAUGUAUGCUCUGUUGCUAUGCUGAUGAAGAGAAUGACUCCUUGAAAGGGUUAUCAGAUGCAUCAUCAAAUACUUCUAACGGUGUAACAAGUGCUGGCCGUAAACCAAAUCCCAACAAUCCAAUGGAAUAUUGCUCUACAAUACCUCCUUUAGAGCAAGCGGCCAAUGCGUUAUCACAUCCAGUUCCCAGUGUAUUGGUACCAGUUGGGGUUCUGAAACGUGAAGGGUCUGCCCGACUGAAGAGUGACGUUGCGAAACAAGUGAUAUUCAGUGAUGGCAUUCGCCCUGGCGGAGAUCUCACAGAAGUUGAAACAUCUUCAGAACCGCGGGUAUUGAGACAAACGGAUGUGACAGUCAAGAGAGUGAGCAAUUUAUCAGGAUUGCUGUAUUCUACAGUGCGUCUCUCGAGAUCCUUUGAUGUCAAAGCAAAAAGUUUUAUUUCAAAUGAUGGUCUUCCUCCACUGGCUGUGAUGGAUAAAGGAAAUCUGAAUUUAGAAGAUAUACCUUUCAGAAAUAUGCCUCACUUCUUGGCAUCAUUGAAAUGUGAAACUAACCCCCCUGCAGUAUUUGCUUUAAACAAAAAUCUUUUUGUGAAAGUGAAGAUUCUUAAUUUGGAUUGCUGUGUGAAUCGCGUAUGUUGGUGCUUUUCGACUGAAGGAAUGAGCUGUGUGAGCCAAGAUGAAAUAGUUAUUAUUUUGGAAUGUUUACCAGAAGACAAUUCUGUACCUACCGAUAUAUUUCAUUUUCUUAAUUCUUUGUACCAUGAUGCAACAAAAGGUAUUCUUAUUUCUGAAAUGGGUCAUACUAUUUUCAAAAAUUCUUUGUUUUUGGGAUCUUCUGAUCAUGGGGGAUUUUUGUACAUACGCCCCUCGUUCCAGUGUUUGCAUAAAAUUAUUUUACCAUCUGCCCCAUAUCUGGUUGGCAUCCUGAUUCAUAGGUGGGAAAUUCCUUGGGCGAAAUUGUUCCCUAUUCGCCUGAUGUUGCGGCUGGGUGCUGAAUUUCGCUAUUAUCCAUGCAUGUUGGUUUCAAUUCAGCAACGAGAACCAGUCUACUGUGAGAUAGGACACACUAUCAUGAAUCUUCUAGCAGACUUUCGGAAUAUGAGCUACACACUACCAUCAAUUCCUGGCAUGGUAAUCCAUAUGGAGGAUAAACAUACGUCCAUUCUGCUACCAAAAAACAGAUAUGAUCAGGUAUCAAGAGCUUUAAACAACUCAAAUGAUCACGUUCUUGCUCUAGCAGCGAACUUCAGCCUUGAUGCAGAUUCUCAUCUCGUGUGUAUCCAGUCUCCAUCUGAUGAUAGUUACCAUACACAAGCUAUUAAUAUACACAAUAAACCUCGUAAAGUUACUGGUGCUAGUUUUGUCGUUUUUAAUGGUGCUCUGAAGAUAUCUUCUAAUCUUUUGGCAAAAUCAACCAUAGUGGAAGAUGGACUUAUGGUUCAAAUUACACCAGACAUGAUACAGGAACUGCGGUCCAGUCUUCAUAAAAUGAAAAACUUUAUUGUGCGUUGUGGUCCUUCUUCUGCGACAGCGCCAGAUGAACUUGUAGAAAUCACAUGGAUUGAAGAAGAUCGUAACUUUAAUAUUGGAGUGCGAAGUAUUAUUGAUGGUUUCGUUUUGGAUGGAGUGCCAUCAAUCCGAGUGCAUAACGGUUCUGACUUUAUGGGCAAAACACGCUUCAUCCGAUGGACAGAACCUGGUAACGUUGGUGAUGGAAUGAUCGUUGCAAGUGAUACCAUUGAUGUUAGCCACAUUGCAGAAAGUUUAGCAGCUGCCACCUGUAUGGCAUUAUGUGAUUUUCUGGAUUUGUUGGCACAGAGUGGUUUUACUAGACUCGCUGUACGAGCCAACAUUCACCACGAAAAUGUGGGGUAUUCUGUAGGAAGUCGAGGAGAAAAAUUACCUCCAAUUUACAUGAAAUCUCUUGACAGUACACUUGUCCCUGUACUGCAUAAUACUGCAAGUGCAAUUUCCAAUAGUUCUCCAAUAGUAUUAGAAUUGAUCUUCCAUAUAAUGUUGCAAUGACAUCUUGAACUUAGUUGUCUGUCAGGCAACUCCAUUUGGUGAAUACUUCAUUUCAUAAAGAAUAUAAUAAGGAAUGACGUUGUUAAUCGUGUCUCCGUUGUAAGUGCCUCGUCAGAGAGAUGUUUGUAACAAGCGUUAGUUUUAGCUUAAGGAAGAAAGAAACUUGAAUAGUGGAGAACUCUUGUAUAUUUUGUGAAAUUUAGAAUGUUAUCAAAUUCUUAUAAGCAGAAUUUUGAAGCAUCCUUUGUAUAUUAAAAUUUAGAUAUGGAUUUGUCUGUUAUUAAAUAUGCAGUGCUUUAAUGUAUUAUAACAAAUUUACCUUAUUCGUCCAUACAUUUAUUUAAUUAUUGUCAGUUCAUUUAUGUCUUUAUGACAUUUUCUUUGGGAAUAAAUACAAUAUGUUUCUUUGGUUUAAUAUUUUAACCCCAAAAUAUUGUUAUAUUGUAGAUAUUAUCGACAUGAAAUUUUGAAAGUGUACUUGUUUGCUUAACCUGUAAUAAAUAAUAUUCUCAAAG
Molecule: messenger RNA, 7357 nt
Organism: Gryllus bimaculatus (two-spotted cricket)
Lineage: Eukaryota; Metazoa; Arthropoda; Insecta; Orthoptera; Gryllidae
Source: the annotation of a GenBank genome assembly